Molecule: messenger RNA, 1083 nt
Organism: Bactrocera latifrons
Lineage: Eukaryota; Metazoa; Arthropoda; Insecta; Diptera; Tephritidae
Gene: Obp83ef
Exons: 3
Coding region: 90-914 (274 amino acids)
Biological process (GO): sensory perception of smell
Molecular function (GO): odorant binding
Source: RefSeq, a predicted model, not a curated record
UCCCAUUCAAGUCAGUCUCAAUUAACGGCUAAAGCUCUAAAGAACCACAAAUCCACAGAACUUCAUCAACGAAACGAAAUUCAUCGAAAAUGAAUUUUCACGAGGCGUCAAAAGUGGUUUUACUAAUCGCAGUCGCGUACUGUAUACAACUGGUUAGCAGCGCAGUGACAACAAAGGCUGCGGAACAAGACGUCGACUCCGAUACAGAGAUAUUACGAAAAUGCUUGCGCGAAGUCGGCAGCAAAGAUUUGGUCGGUGAGCUACAAAAAGUUGCGCGCUACUCRAAAUGGACGUCGGAGGAGGUGCCCUGUUUUACACGUUGUCUCGCUUCCAWGAAGCACUGGUUCGAUSCGGACGAAAGCAAGUGGAACAAACAGCAGAUCGCCGAUGACCUGGGUGCCGAUAUGUACAACUACUGCCGCUAUGAGCUCGAUCGCUACAAUGAGGAUAGUUGCGAGUUCGCAUACACUGGCCUGCGCUGCUUGAAACAGGCGGAGCUCUAUACUCUGGAAACCUACAAAAACAUUGUGAGUUGCGCCAGCAAACUAAAUGUCACCAUGAAGGAACUACAAAAGUACGCCGCUUUUCCGACCAAGGAAGUUGUGCCCUGCCUCUUUCAAUGUUUGGCAGAGAAGAUGAAUUUCUACACGCCAACUUAUGAGUGGAAUUUCGAUAACUGGGUCCAGGCGUUUGGACCGAUGCGCCAAGAUCGCACGGCUUCAAAUGUCUGCAAAGUGAGUGYUGAGCAAAUGAAGACGCGCGACAAGUGCGAAUGGAUGUACGAGGAGUACAACUGUUUGGAACGCUUGAACUACAACACAGACGGCUCUUAUCCAUUAGAAAGCACUACACUGAGUGCCGUUAUCACGCGGAACACGGCAGCGGCAGUCGAAGACUUAGCAAAAACCUCCUAAUUUAGUGGAUUAAAUUAAGGGGAAGCACAUAACURUAUUCACAYAUUAAUUUCAUAUGUACAACCAGCGCUUUUUCAGCGAAUCCCAUUUUAUUUUUUAAUUUAACUUCAUCUUCUAUAGGAUACCAACAACGUGCAGCUGAAGAAAAUAAACGGUAAUUCUUACAUUA